Penicillium crustosum is the source of this 1617-nucleotide messenger RNA. Its product is annotated as putative MFS sugar transporter protein. Gene Ontology annotation, molecular function: carbohydrate:proton symporter activity. The record is from RefSeq and is a predicted model, not a curated record. Bases 1 to 1617 code for a protein of 538 amino acids. Gene Ontology annotation, biological process: transmembrane transport; carbohydrate transport. Gene Ontology annotation, cellular component: membrane. The transcript is spliced from 2 exons. NCBI's taxonomy places the organism in Eukaryota, Fungi, Ascomycota, Eurotiomycetes, Eurotiales, Aspergillaceae.
AUGACCUCGGGUGCAGCCUAUGCGGAGGCCAAGCUGGGCAAGAGCGUGGAUCCGGAACAUAUUGAGGAGGUUGCCCUGGCACGGCUGACAGAAGAGGAUCUAUGGAAGUUGUCCCAGGAUUCCCUGACUCUACGGUCGUGGACCGGAGUCCGGUUGGGUCUCAUCAUGCUGGUCCAUGGUUGCAACCAAGCCGGCUUUGGAAUUGACUGGGGUGUCAUCAGCGGCAUCAAUGCUUUGACUUCAUGGCACAACUACUUCAAAUUCGAGAGCAGUGGUGGCACAUAUGGAUUGAUCAAUGCUCUGAUGCAGAUUGGUGUCGUUUGUGGAGCGCCCUUCAUGGGUUUGGCGGACGUGAUCGGCCGUCGUGGAAUCAAUUUCACCGGCAACGCCAUUGUCAUCUUCGCAUCUCUCAUGCAAGGCCUCGCCACGAACCUUCCAAUGUUCAUGGCCGGUCGAUUCUUCAUGGGAUUUGGCACUGCACUCAUGUCAAGCUCUCAGUACAUUGGCGAGAUUUCACCUGUCCAUCUUCGUGGUGUUAUGGUCGGCUUUUUUGGCGCAUGCUUCCAGGUCGGUAGUCUUGGUGUGCUUGGUGCCAUGAUUGGACUUACCGAGUUGCCUGGUAACAACUCCUGGCGUGUUCCCCUCAUUCUUGAGGCUUUAUUCCCUACCCUUGUCUGUCUGGGAAUAUACCUUUUGACUCCCGAGUCGCCCCGUUAUUAUGUUAUGAGGGGAAAUCGGCAAAAAGCAAAGGAAAUCAUCGCCAAGUACCAUACUACUAGCGCCGACAUCAAUGAGCCCAUUGUCGAUAUUGUGGUGAGACAGAUUGAGGAAUCUCUCGAGAAUGACCAGACAGGCUACAGGGCUGCCUGGGACUAUCGCGUCUUCUUCACCAAGACGGCCCGUUUCCGACUCCUGGUUUUGUUUUUGUACUCUCUCUUCCAGCAAUGGAAUGGAGGUGGUAUUAUCACGUACUAUAUGGUUCCUUCACUACAGCAACUCGGAAUGGAGGGCGAGAAGCAGCUACUCGGUGUCAACAUUGGCACCACCGCAGUCUAUUUCGUCUUUACAGCCGUUGGCGCUCUUAUAGUCGAUAGGUUCCGCAGACGAACCAUGAUCUUUGUGGGUCUUAUCAGCAUGAUUAUCUUUCAAACGGCUACAACAAUCACAUCAUGGCAGUACAAUGUUCACGGCACUGCAGCGGCAGCGGCGCUCACCAUUCUCUGGAUCUUCCUUUACCAGACCUUUUCAGCCACAUUUGUUGCAACCAUGCACAACUUGUAUCCAAUUGAAAUUCUCUCUCUACCACUUCGUGCCAAGGGAAUGGGUCUUUACGGUCUGAUCCAGGGAGGUGCCGGAGCUGCACAGACCUACGGAAUUGGCGUCGGUAUCCAAAAGGUGGGUUAUAAGAUUUGGGUCGUAUACAUCGUGUACAACUCCAUUCAGCUCGUCUUGUCGUGGUUAUUCUUCCCAGAGACCAGCCGUUUGUCUCUAGAGGAGAUUAACACGGUGUUUGAGACCCCAGGAGUCCACCCGGUGAAGAUGUCUUUGGAUAUUGAGAAGGCCAAGAAAGCCAGAGCGGCGGCGGGCCGGGAUGAGGAGGGCAGUGCUGAUCGAUAA